AUGAAAUCACCUAAACCUCCGAAUCUCUCUGAUAAAUCUCUUAAACCCAAUUUCUUCUACGGCCACCGUAAGCCGUCGCGCAAUCGUCCCGUCGUCUACGGUGGUCUCUUCUCCAAUCGCCAAUCUCUCUCACAGGAUUCACCCAAACCACAAUCCAACUCCGUCGCCGACCGAACGACUUUCGAUCUCCGCAAAUGGGACCCAGAAACCCGUCUCCCUUCAGAAAGAGCUCCUCCUUGGUCUCCUCCUUCCACGGUGAUCUCCGCCGCCUCCGAACGCCUCUCCCCGAUCGCGAGGUUCGUCCUCGACGCUCUUCGGAAGAAUCAGAACCAUUGGGGUCCCUCAGUGGUCUCUGAGCUCAACAAACUCCGCCGCGUCACGCCGAGCAGAGGUUCUGAAAACAGGGAAAGACGCUGCAGUCGCGGCGAAGUUCUUCCACUGGGCCGGAUAAUGGAUGCUCUGAUGAAAAAUGGCUACUUUGAUUUAGCAUUAGCCGUUUAUGAGGAUUUCAAAGAAGAUGGGUUGGUGGAGGAGAGUACUACUUUCAUGAUCUUGGUUAAAGGGUUAUGUAAAGCUGGUCGUAUAGAGGAAAUGCUUGAGAUUCUGCAGAGAAUGAGAGAUAAUUUGUGUAAGCCUCAUGUUUUUGCAUACACAGCAAUGAUCAAGACUCUUGUUUCUGAAGGGAAUUUGGAUGCAAGUUUAAGAGUUUGGGAUGAGAUUAAACCUGAUGUGAUGGCGUAUGGGACACUUGUUAUGGGUCUGUGUAGAGACGGUAGAGUUGAGAGAGGUCAUGAGCUGUUUGUGGAGAUGAAGGAGAAGCAGAUUUUGAUUGAUAGAGAUAUCUACAGGGUUUUGAUUGAAGGGUUUGUAAGGGAUGGGAAGGUUGAUAAAGCGUUUAAGCUCUUCCAGAUUGCAGUGGAGGAAGAGCUUGAGCCAGAUUUUGAGACUUUAAGUCCCAUUAUGGUUGGAUAUGUGGUGAUGAUGAGGCUGAGUGAUUUCUUGAGUUUGGUAGAGCGAAUUGGGAAUUUAGGAUAUCCUGUUGGAGAUUACGUUACUGAGAUUGAUGAAAAGAAGAGAGCUAUGGCUUUAGAUGUUUUUGAUGUGUUAAAGAGUAACGGUCAUGCAAGUGUCUCUGUGUACAACCUUCUCAUGGAAGCUCUUUACAAGAUUGGAGAUGUUCAAAAGUCUUUGUCACUUUUCAGUGAGAUGAAGGGUUUUGGGUUUGAGCCAGAUUCGUCAUCGUACAGUAUUGCGAUCUGCUGUUUUGUUGAGAAAGGAGAAGUGGAAGAGGCUUGCUCAUGCCAUGAGAAAAUCACUGACAUGUCUUGUGUACCUUCCAUAGCUGCUUAUCUGUCUCUUAAUAAAGGACUCAGCCAAAUCGGAGAAAUUGAUGCGGUGAUGAUAAUAGUUCGUGAAUGUCUAGGAAACGUUGAGAGUGGCCCGAUGGAGUUUAAGUACGCUCUUCGUGUUUGUCAUGUAUGCAAAGGGAGUAGUAACGCAGAGAAGGUUAUAGAAGUAGUAGAUGAGAUGAAGCAACAAGUUGUUUCUAUCAAUGAAGUUACAUACUCUGCGAUUAUCUUUGGUAUGUGUAAACAUGGAACGAUAAAAGCAGCAAGAGAAGUAUUUGCAGAGCUGAAGAAGCGCAAAGUUAUGACGGAAGCUGAAACGGUAGUGUAUGAUGAGAUGUUAGUUGAGGAGACAAAGAAGAAGACAGCUGAUUUGGUGGUUUCAGGGAUCAAGUUUUUCGGUCUUGAGUCGAAACUAAGAGAAAGAGGUUGCAAACUACUCUGA
Molecule: messenger RNA, 1791 nt
Organism: Microthlaspi erraticum
Lineage: Eukaryota; Viridiplantae; Streptophyta; Magnoliopsida; Brassicales; Brassicaceae
Source: the annotation of a GenBank genome assembly